AUGGAGCGUAACUUGAGCGGCGGGCUUGGCAACGAGUCUGCUCAGGCAGCUACGGGGAACGGGGGGGAAGCGGCGGCGACCUGGGUUUUUGGCGCGGUCCUCUCUGUCAUGUGUGUGGCUGGCGUGACGGGCAACGUGUACACCCUGGCGCUGCUGUGGCGCUCGGGUCGGGGUGCCCGCGGAGCACCUUUGUCCGGCUCCAUUGCCAGCCUGGCGCUGGCCGACCUGCUGUACCUGUGCUCCAUCCCGUUCAUCGUGGGCACGUCAGUGGCGCAGGACUGGUACUUCGGCGAACUGGGCUGCCGCUUUCUGCUCAGCCUGGACCUGCUCACCAUGCACGCUAGCAUCUUCACGCUGACCGUAAUGUGCACUGAGCGCUAUCUGGCCGUCACCCGGCCCUUGGCCAUGCGGUACCGGGCGCAGCGCUUCCGCAAAAUCACAGCCGGCGCCGUCUGGGGCAUCUCGCUGCUGCUUGCCCUGCCCAUGAUGCUGAUGGUCACCUUGAGCCAGAGCGGCGAUGGCAAGCAUAUUUGUGCCCCGACCUGGAGCCCCGACGCCUUUCGGCUCUACCUGACGGUGCUUUUCAGCACCAGCAUCCUAGCCCCAGGGCUGCUCAUUGGCUGCCUCUACGCCCGCCUGGCUGCCACUUACCUGGAGUCGCAGAAGAACCCACCGCGCAAGACGGAGCCCAAGCGCUCUCCUCGCCAGAAAGUUCUCAUCCUGGUCUUCACCAUUGUGCUGGUCUUCUGGGCCUGCUUCCUGCCCUUCUGGAUCUGGCAGCUGGUGUCCCUCUACCACGGUCCCCUCGGGCUGCCGCUCCACAUCCAGAAGUAUAUCAACUACCUGGUCACCUGCCUGACAUAUAGCAAUAGUUGCAUCAACCCCUUUCUUUAUAUCUUGCUCACUAGGAACUACCGAGAGUAUCUGCGAAACCAGCAUAGGAACUUCUACCGCUUCACCUCCUCCUUUUGCAAGAAGGGCUCCAACUUGCAGUGUUCUUGGAGACAAUCAUCCUCUUCAGGCACUCAGUGUGAGUCUGGGACAGAGGGCCUGGGCAUGGCUGUGUUGAAGGACUGCAAAUGA
Molecule: messenger RNA, 1083 nt
Organism: Python bivittatus (Burmese python)
Lineage: Eukaryota; Metazoa; Chordata; Lepidosauria; Squamata; Pythonidae
Product: urotensin-2 receptor-like
Biological process (GO): regulation of blood pressure; blood vessel diameter maintenance; neuropeptide signaling pathway
Cellular component (GO): plasma membrane
Molecular function (GO): urotensin II receptor activity
Source: RefSeq, a predicted model, not a curated record